GCGUUUAUCGCGUGAGCUGGCAAAAGAAGUGGGCGCACUUAACCGAGCUUCAACGCCCCUAUCACAGUGUUUCAAUUUUGUAACACCACGUGUUAUGCGUCGCAGCAGCAAGAUCAUGGCGACGACGCUCCUCCACAACCCGAGCUGCUCCAAGUCCCGCGGGGCCCAUGGCCUCCUCGCCGAGUACACGGCCAAGCACGGCCUCCACCUCGACGUCGUCGAGUACCUCCAGGUCGCAUGGACCCGCGCCGACCUCGAAAGCCUCCUGCGCAAACUCGCCUCGACCGAGGCAACGCCACCGCCGACGCUCAUGAUGCGCACGGGCGACGCAGCCUUUCGCGACCAAGGGCUCGACAAGCUCGACCCGAUCGCCGACCGCCUACGCCUCCUCGAUGCCAUGGUCGCGACGCCGAGCCUCAUCGAGCGGCCUAUCUUUGUGCACGGCGCCCGCGCGGUCAUCGGGCGUCCGCCGGACCGUGUCUUGGAGCUCCUUGCAUAAGCAACGUGGCAACAUGUACGCAGGAAUAGAGUCUGUGAUUCAAUCAACCAGGUGAUUAGUCUGAAAGCGACAUGGCCGCCAGCGCUUCGUGGAGCUCGUGGGCGUUCUGGACCGUCGUCGGCGCUGCCUCGUCGCUCUCGAGCCGGCUGCACGUCGCAACGCUCUCGUUCGGG
Messenger RNA from Saprolegnia diclina VS20, 672 nucleotides. RefSeq lists its product as hypothetical. NCBI's taxonomy places the organism in Eukaryota, Oomycota, Saprolegniomycetes, Saprolegniales, Saprolegniaceae. The record is from RefSeq and is a predicted model, not a curated record. The coding region runs from base 95 to 499 and encodes 134 amino acids. The transcript has 2 exons.